Molecule: messenger RNA, 495 nt
Organism: Psylliodes chrysocephalus
Lineage: Eukaryota; Metazoa; Arthropoda; Insecta; Coleoptera; Chrysomelidae
Source: the annotation of a GenBank genome assembly
UCUGUUAUUUUGACAUUAACAGUUUUUAAUGAAAAAUGAUCUCUAAAUUUCAACUAGUUACGAAAAUGGUGCUUCAAAAUUAUAAUAAUGGUAAAAUACAUAGCUAAGAUCAUUUACCAUGGUACGAAAGUCGUCUUGAAAUCUGUUAUAAAGAGUUUAGUACAAGAAAUACAAACAAGCCAAGAAGUGGCGAGAAUUAGAUACAGUCGAAAUUUCGAAAAAAACGACCCAACACCGGAUAUGUCUCUUAACGAGGCUAAGCUAAUACUGAACGUUAGCGAAAUGUGUCCCGAACAAAUUUAUAAAAAUUUUAAACAUUUGUAUAAAAGCAAUAGUCUUACACAAAGUGGUUCCUUAUAUUUACAAGCAAAAAUACUUAGAGCUAAAGAUGUGUUGGUAUUCGAAUUACAAAAAAAUGUUAAUACAACAAAAAUUAAACCAUAACAAUUACAAUUAUUUUUUUUUUUUAAUAAAAAAUCUAAUCAUGAAGUGAGA